Prunus avium (sweet cherry) is the source of this 1210-nucleotide messenger RNA. RefSeq names its product ubiquitin-conjugating enzyme E2 34. NCBI's taxonomy places the organism in Eukaryota, Viridiplantae, Streptophyta, Magnoliopsida, Rosales, Rosaceae. The record is from RefSeq and is a predicted model, not a curated record.
GCUGAGACUGUCGGGGGGGACUGACUUAACAAAUAACGCCUUUGAAAACAUCGUUAAAUUGGAAAUCGCUGAAUACGACGUCGUCCUUCUGCUUUCAGCUGCAAUUGUCUUCGUAAACGCAUACAUGUGCGAUCGAGGUCUCUUGCUUAUCCCCCAAACGCCGAUCUCAUCAGAGAACUGGUAAUAACAUUUGAAACCAAAGAAGUUCAGUAUUAUAUUAUUCGCUACAAUUUUUGUGAAAUGGCGGAGAAAGCAUGUGUCAAGCGCCUCCAGAAGGAAUAUAGAGCACUCUGCAAAGAACCAGUUUCUCAUAUUGUGGCCCGUCCUUCGCCAAAUGAUAUUCUCGAGUGGCACUACGUGUUGGAGGGAAGUGAAGGAACACCUUUUGCAGGUGGAUAUUACUAUGGAAAGAUCAAGUUUCCUCCAGAAUAUCCAUAUAAACCACCAGGAAUCAGUAUGACUACUCCCAAUGGAAGAUUCAUGACUCAGAAGAAAAUUUGUUUGUCUAUGAGUGAUUUCCAUCCUGAAAGUUGGAAUCCAAUGUGGUCUGUGUCAAGCAUACUUACGGGGCUUCUUUCAUUUAUGAUGGACAACAGUCCCACUACCGGCAGUGUGAACACUACUACUGCUGAGAAGCAACGUUUGGCAAAGGCUUCUCUUGCGUUUAACUCUAAAAAUCCAACAUUCCGGAAAAUGUUUCCCGAGUAUGUGGAGAAGCAUAACCAGCAGCAGCUUAUUACAGAGCGGGUGUCAUCUGAGUCAUCUCAAGAAAAUUCCAGGCCUUUGUUGGAAAAGGUUGAUGACUCAACAGGAGGUAUGAAAAGACUAGAUGCCUUGAAGGAGGCGAGGAAAAACAAAAAGCAGUCAUUCCCAACCUGGAUGAUGUUGUUGCUAAUUUCCGUCUUUGGUGUUGUAAUGGCGCUGCCUCUACUUCAACUUUAGUAUCUUACAGCCCUAGUAGAAAAUUUAUUGGGGUCCCGUGGACAUAAAACGUUUUGCAAGUCGAGUGGACUUGUUCCAAAUACUCCUUUAGGUUUAUCUUGUAUCUAAUAUAAUUUUGUAUAGGAGGUUGAUACUAAGGUCAGUUGAAUCGCUUGGCUGAUGUUUUUCCUUCUAUGUCAAUGUUUGGUCGUUGUUUGUCAAUGUUCAAACAUGACAUGCUUGUGAUGUUAUUUCAACUUUAGUGGAGUUUCUGUUUCAACUUUGGCUU